Messenger RNA from Sipha flava (yellow sugarcane aphid), 1045 nucleotides. It is a transcript of the gene WRNexo, whose product is annotated as Werner Syndrome-like exonuclease. The transcript is spliced from 7 exons. Lineage: Eukaryota; Metazoa; Arthropoda; Insecta; Hemiptera; Aphididae. The record is from RefSeq and is a predicted model, not a curated record. Bases 335 to 1045 code for a protein of 236 amino acids. Gene Ontology annotation, biological process: nucleobase-containing compound metabolic process. Gene Ontology annotation, molecular function: 3'-5' exonuclease activity; nucleic acid binding.
CCUUUCGUCGCGUCGUGUUCCGCUGUUUUUCGAAUUUCCCGGCCGAUCUGUUGCUGUGCCGUUUUCGCGCGCGACCUUGGCGAAACCUGAAACGUUAUCAGCGCCGACGCGCCAGCAGCUGACCGGAGUGCGUCACGUGUGUUCAGUGUCUUUGAAAAAAUAUCACUUUCGUCCGCUCUCCGGCCGUCCUGCCUAACGAUAACAACCGCUGACCGUUGCGUUCCAUCCCGGCAAAAGUACACUAUUUCUGUGUCCUCGGUUCGUUGUAGCCGUACGCGGUCAAUCGACGAACGAGGAUCACGUCAAGACCGAGAACAAGCGACCGUCGACCGCGAUGUCAGGGAAUAAAUCCAACGAGACACGUUACGUUCCGCAGUGGAUGACCGAACUGAACAACCAAAAGACGACACACUUUAACCCGGUUCAAAGGGUGGAACAACCGACCAAAGAAUUUAUCAAAUUUGAAGGGAAAAUUAUAUGGUGCGCGUUUGCUAAUGUCCUUGCAUCAUAUGCCGAAGAUAUUUUGACCCAAAUUGAUUCCAAUGAAAUGUCCGAAGUCGUGUAUGGUUUUGAUAUGGAAUGGCCUGUAAGUUUUAUUGGAAAACAGAAAAAAACUGCUCUCAUACAAAUUUGUACUGACCAUUCCACGUGUUAUUUAUUCCAUGUAUAUUAUAUUGAGAAACUUCCUUCUAUAUUUGUUCAUCUGAUUAAUCAUCCAAGGGUUAGAUGGUCAGGUGUUUACAUUAAAAAUGAUUUCAAAAAACUCAGUAAAGAUUUCAAUAUUGAUGUCAGCGGAGCUCUAAGUAAAGUUAUUGAUUUGGGUUCUUACGCUAAUAAAGUCUUAAACUUCGAUACAAGUUCUAUAUGGAGUAUGGUUAAUUUGGUACAAAAUUUAUUAAAAAAAGAUGUAAAUAAAGAUCAUAAUAUUCGGAUGGGAAAUUGGCAUGAUACAAAUUUAAACCAACUGCAAUGUAUGUAUGCAGCUACUGAUGCCUAUAUAUCCUUAAUACUGUAUGAACAUCUAAAAAAAAUUGAAGUAAAAUAA